CGCACGUACGUUCUCAACUGGUUUCGCAUCAGAAUCUUGAGAAGUUAACGUUAUGUCUGGAAGAGGCAAAGGCGGUAAGGGACUCGGGAAAGGAGGCGCUAAGCGUCAUCGUAAGGUUCUGCGUGAUAAUAUCCAGGGCAUCACCAAACCCGCCAUCCGCCGUCUCGCUCGCCGCGGUGGGGUCAAGCGUAUCUCCGGUCUGAUCUACGAGGAGACCCGCGGUGUGCUGAAGGUGUUCCUGGAGAACGUGAUCCGCGACGCUGUGACCUACACUGAGCACGCCAAGAGAAAGACCGUCACCGCCAUGGACGUCGUGUACGCGCUCAAACGACAGGGACGCACUCUUGACCAUCGCUCAGGGCGGCAAACCAUGGCAAGAACCAAACAAACCGCCCGUAAAUCCACCGGCGGCAAAGCCCCGAGGAAGCAGCUCGCUACCAAAGCCGCCCGUAAGAGCGCUCCAGCCACCGGCGGCGUGAAGAAGCCUCAUCGCUACAGGCCCGGCACCGUGGCUCUGCGAGAGAUCCGUCGCUAUCAGAAAUCCACCGAGCUGCUGAUCCGCAAGCUGCCCUUCCAGCGUCUGGUGCGAGAGAUCGCUCAGGACUUCAAGACGGACCUGCGCUUCCAGAGCUCAGCUGUCAUGGCCCUGCAAGAGUCCAGCGAGGCUUAUCUGGUCGGUCUGUUCGAGGACACCAACCUCGUAGUGAAUUUGAAAGUUGUAAACAUGUCUGGAAGAGGCAAAGGCGGUAAGGGACUUGGAAAAGGAGGCGCUAAGCGUCACCGUAAGGUUCUGCGUGAUAACAUCCAGGGCAUCACCAAACCCGCCAUCCGCCGUCUCGCUCGCCGCGGCGGAGUCAAGCGUAUCUCCGGUCUGAUCUACGAGGAGACCCGCGGUGUGCUGAAGGUGUUCCUGGAGAAUGUGAUCCGCGAUGCUGUGACCUACACCGAGCACGCCAAGAGAAAGACCGUCACCGCCAUGGACGUCGUGUACGCGCUGAAACGACAGGGACGCACUCUGUACGGCUUCGGAGGCUAAAUAUAUCUGUACACUUCUAAAAACCCAACGGCUCUUUUAAGAGCCACCCA
Molecule: messenger RNA, 1086 nt
Organism: Cyprinus carpio (common carp)
Lineage: Eukaryota; Metazoa; Chordata; Actinopteri; Cypriniformes; Cyprinidae
Product: histone H4
Exons: 4
Coding region: 53-1036 (327 amino acids)
Biological process (GO): nucleosome assembly
Cellular component (GO): nucleosome
Molecular function (GO): DNA binding; protein heterodimerization activity; structural constituent of chromatin
Source: RefSeq, a predicted model, not a curated record